Molecule: messenger RNA, 7311 nt
Organism: Mytilus californianus (California mussel)
Lineage: Eukaryota; Metazoa; Mollusca; Bivalvia; Mytilida; Mytilidae
Product: terminal nucleotidyltransferase 4B-like
Exons: 11
Coding region: 116-2080 (654 amino acids)
Biological process (GO): RNA 3'-end processing
Cellular component (GO): nucleolus; TRAMP complex
Molecular function (GO): poly(A) RNA polymerase activity; mRNA binding
Source: RefSeq, a predicted model, not a curated record
GUUAACAUGAUAAUUUCGAAAGUCGGCUUCCAUUAAAGAACAUGAAUUUCAGGUCAUAGUCAAAUGUCAAUCAUUCAACAAGACGUCAUUACUUUUGUUUGACAAGAAACUUUUAAUGGAUCCAAGAAUUGCUUGGUAUCAACCAGAACAUUUAGGAAUAGCACAUGAUAUAUGGACGUACAUUAUAGAAGCACAAUUAGGCGUGACAAAUAUGUCGCUGAAUAACAACGUGAACUCGAACAUGGACCAGAAGCAGAAAGAGUUUAUCCCUCUGAAUUACACAAAUGACUUUGAAAAGAAGCAUGCACCAACUAAUAGACAAUUAAGUGUACAGAAUGCGGAAAAUAGUUUUAAAAGAAAAAGAGACAAUCGUGCAAGCACUUACGGAUUAAAUCAUUCCUCUUAUAAGCAUAAAAUGCUUGAUGGAAUGACUCCGUGGAAGCCUAAAGAUAAAAUGUAUUCCCCUGAUGUUAUUGGAUUACAUGAAGAAAUCAAAAAUUUUUAUGACUAUAUGUCACCCACAUUAGAAGAGGCCAACAUGAGAAAUGAAGUGGUAGGAAGAAUCAAAGAAGUUAUUCAGGAGUUAUGGCCUGAAGCAAAGAUGGAGAUUUUUGGUAGUUUUAGAACUGGAUUGUAUCUACCUACAAGUGACAUCGAUUUAGUAGUGUUCGGAAAGUGGGAGAAUCUACCUUUGUUUACCUUGGAGAAAGCAUUACUGGAAAGGGGGAUAACCGAUAGAAAAGACUUGAAAGUUUUAGAUAAAGCUUCCGUCCCAAUUAUAAAACUCACAGAUCUACAGACAGACAUAAAAGUAGAUAUCAGUUUCAAUACACAGAAUGCAGUUGAAAGUGCCAAAUUGAUAAAGAAUUUCAUGGAAAAUUUUCCAAAUUUGAAGUAUCUAGUCCUUGUCCUGAAACAGUUCCUUUUACAAAGAGAUCUGAACGAGGUGUUCACAGGUGGAAUUAGUAGUUAUAGUCUAAUAUACAUGACAAUUAGCUUUUUACAGUUACACCCUAGAAUAGAUGCUAAGGAUCCAAGAGCUAAUUUAGGAGUGUUAUUAAUUGAGUGUUUUGAACUAUAUGGAAGGACAUUCAAUUAUUUGAAAGCUGGCAUUCGAAUAAAGAAUGGUGGUUCUUAUGUGCCAAAGGAAGAAAUUCAAAAGAACAUGGAUAGUGGUUAUAGGCCAUCUCUACUUAGUAUUGAGGAUCCUUUGACAAAAGGGAAUGAUAUUGGACGCAGUUCAUAUGGUGCUAUGCAAGUGAAAUAUGCUUUUGAAUAUGCAUACUUGGUGCUCAGCUAUACGAUAACACCUCAGGGUACUUUCUUGUCCAAACCAAAUCAAAGUAUAUUGGGAAGAAUAGUUCGUGUGACAGAUGAGGUAGUAGAGUAUAGAAAGUGGGUAAAAGAGAACUUCCAUACAGUCGUACCUAGAAAUACUAUUCCUGAGUCCACAAGUAGAAGUUAUGCUAGUGUGGCAAAUGUCAAAGCUGCAGAUAAAGACCAGGAUAGCAACAGGGCAAGUCCAGAUGAAGUUGGGAGAGAUGACAAAUCAGAUUCAAGUUCUAUUUAUAAGUCUUCAUCAAGUUCAGCAUCAAAUUGUUCAACAUCUAGUUUGACUAGUGAUUCUGAAACAGAAACUGAUACCGUUCAGGUUAAAGAAUCUUGCACAAAACAAACAAACACUGCACCAAAUAGCAGUAAAACUGCAACAAAACAAGGAUCUUUCCAACAUAGUAAAGAAUUUGUUCGUAGUAGAGACUACAAUAAAAAUCCUACACACAAACGAGAUGGAAGCUCGAGUAGUGUUUCAUCCAACCGGUCAGGAAGUAAUAAUCGUCCCCGUCCCGUCUCAAGUGGUGCUAGCUAUGACUAUUAUGGACAAGGCAAAUCUGUUGGCCAUUCGAAUGGACAUGUUGGACACAAUUAUAACAAGAACUACAGAGGACAUGGGCAUCAAAACGGCAAUCCACAGGGUAGUAAAGUCUUUAAAAGACGGAAAAACAGUGCACCUUUUAAUUCACAAACUAACAAUAAUUUUAGGAGAGACAAUGUUCAAACGAAUGCAACUGGCACUAGAUAGUAGGAGCUGUUAAACAGUGAGAGAGUGAGAGACAUGAAACUUAAAAUGUGAGAUGACCGUUUAUGCUACAUUAAUGGAGGCUGACUUUUGUUUCAAUGUAAAUACACAUUUUUUUUUUUAAUCAAGUUUCGUUUCAUGGAUUUGAUUCUUAAAGAAACUUUGAAAAAAUCUCAGCAACUUUGUUUCAUGUAUGUUGAAGUCAUGAAUAAAUUUACAUUUAUUUAAAAAUUUGAUUUAACGACGAAACUUAAUUUAAAAAAAAAAGAAAAAAAACACUACAAAGUUAGAGAAAAAAAUAUGAACCAACAUUCAUAGUGUAUAUUUAUCAUGUAAAGUCAUAUUUUAUUAUAAGAAGGUAAUCAAUUUGUAAUGUUAAAUUAUUCAUUCAUAAAGUGUAGUAAUUUACUUUAUGCAGGUAUAUUUUUCCAGUUUCAUAGUUAUAAAUACAGGAUCAGAAAAUCAUAUGGUAAUCAUGCCACAUUUAAUUAUAACUGUAUUUCUUGAAGUUUUUCAUACUUUAAACAAUUUCUCAUAAAUCUGAAAUACAUUUAUUGAUUUACAGUAUUGUUAAUUUGCUUUUGAUUUCUAAUACACCAAUGCGUACACACAAUAGAAAUACUACACAUCAAAUUUAUUUUCAAAUAUAAUCAUCUUGGUAAAUUAAGACCAUCUUUAUGACAUUUUUCUGUACAUUAUUAAUUUCUCAUAUUCAGAGAAAAUUGUGAAAUUGGAACAACAUGCCUUUCAUCUAGAAAAAAAGAGGAUAACUAGCUUUACAUUUUACAUUCAAAAGCCUUAUUCUGUGUUAUGCACAGGUUAAAUCAAGUUGUGAUACUUAUGAAAGAGAGUGGGAAGAAAGUUUUAUGAAUGUUUUAUUAUAUAAGUGAGAGAGAUCAAUGUUUAUUCUUAACAGUGUUGUGAAUAAGUGUAAUUGAAUUGAAUAUACAACAACAAGUAAUCUCUUGAAUGAAAACUUCCCUAAGAAAUACAGGCACUUCAGUGAAGUGUGUACUACUUGACCAUAUCAUUUAUCGUUGUGUUUGUGUGGUCUUGUAGAAAUUUUUAAGUAGCGAAAGUUAAAAAAAAAAAUAAGGGUUUUGUUGUUUGUUGCAAUAUUAUAUAAUACCUUUAGGUUUUGUUUGUGAAAAUAUAUCAGAGACCAAACCAAUAGAAUUCAUUUCAACUGAAACCACUGUCAUGCAAAGUGAUACUCAUAGACUUAUUAUUUUUUGUUUACUACUUAAAUCUGUCACAUACUUAUUUACAUGUGAAAAGGGUUGUCUGUAAGAUUAGCAGCUGUUGGGAAUGAAUAGAUAUACAAUUUUGUACCAAAGAUAAAGUUUUAAAGUGCUACUUCAUUGUUUGACUGUUACAGUUGUUUAAAACAAAUCCUAAUGAAUUCUAUACCUCUCUCUUUAAGUUAAUACUUAUCCGUAAUGAAAUAACUAAAUGUUUUCAGGAACAUUGAUGAUAUCCUUAAUGUCUGUAAAAGAUCAACAUUUAUAAAAUAUUCUUUUUAGUUAAAGCUAAGCAUUUGUAUGGGUAGUUUAUAAGAAUGAUUAUUCGUUCUUAAUAAAUCUCAAGUAUUCGUAAGGACAGUUUAUUAAAAAUAUGAUGCUAAAGUAGAACCAUCCAAUAUCAUUUGAUGUCUGUAUAUAUAUGUAUAUGAUGUAUGUUAUUAGUGCUAUAAGUAAAAUAAAAUAUAUUCAAUUAAGACACCAAACUUUCUUGUUAAUUUGAAGUGUAUGAUUAAAUGUAGAUUCAUGAAUAAAAAACCAGUAGUAAGCAGUGGGCAUAAGGGGAAAGAAAUCCAUGACAUCUCUUAGAUAUAUUUUUGCCAGGGCAUUUUUUAAAAGGUUAUAAUGUUUACUUGAGUUUGUAUAUGACUGCUGGGGAUCAAAAGCGUUGUACAUAUCAUGUUUGUUUUAGUUUUAUGUUUUAGGAAUGUGAAGUGAGAGUAAAGUGUAUCAAGUGCCCCAUUUUACUGAGAUUGUUUCAUGUUUAUAUAUGUAUGUAUGUGUUCAUCAACCUACCAUUUUGUUAAUCACUUUCAUUUUAUCAUUGUCAAUUGUGUUUCAUAUUUUAGUUUUAUAUAGCUUGUCACUACAAAAUAUUUCAUUGUCAAAGUGCGUCAUUAGAACUAUGCAUAUAAAAGGUGUAAAUUUUCUUAAAGACGUUGAGAUGUGAAUAUUAUUACGAGUGGAUUUGAAUGUGCAUUUCUGUAUAGAUAAAAUCUUAUUUUGUAAUGACAAACUAGAUAAAUGCUCCAUGUUUUUGUUGACUGUUACAACUUUUUGUUACUUGUCAUUUUACAAGCUAGUCAGUAUUUUCAACCAUGCCAAAUUUUAUCUACUUUGACCAUAGGUCGCUUCAUUGUAUGUGGGAUUGAAUUCUUCAUCACUUGUUUGAGGCGUAUGAAUAAAAGGUGAUAUUUUGUGCUGUAUGGAUGAAUCAUCCAAAUUAAGUUUUCUAACAAUAACUUUUUCAUCGUAAGUGAUGUCUCAAAGAGAAAUCAUACAUUCUCUACUUAAUAUUCCAAAUAAUGUGAAUAUAAGGUUUCACCUAUUAUGGAUUAUCAGUACGGCAGAUGCAAUAAGUAACACAGAAAAAAAAUCUGCUGUACACGAUUUCAAAAUCCAUUGUAAUGCAAUGGCAAUCAGAAACACAGACAAAAAUCUGCUGUACGCGAUUGCCAUAUCCCUUGUAUUGCAAUGGAAAUCAUAAACAAACUAAAAUCUGCUGUACAUAAUAGCAAAAAAAAUUGUUUUUAAUAGCAAUCAUGAUCAUAGAUUGUAUUGUAUCUGCUGUACGGAUAGCAGGUAAUAGGGCGUGGUUUUGAUCUAUAAUGGAAAGGCAGCAGUUAUUUCAACAUCCGUAAUAUGAUUGCCCACAGAAUUAGGCUAGGCAAGUCUUGGUGCUUUUAAUAUAAAGAAUAUAAAAAGUGAUAUAAAAGCCUUGUUGUUGCAUUUGAAUUAAGGAGCAAUACAAUUGGGCCAUACUUUUGUACAUAUUACUGUAAUCAACAUUUGUGUCAGUUUUAACCAAUUGUGAUAGUAAUUUGUGCAUCAUCUAUGCCAACUAUGAAUUAAAACAUUUUUUUUUUUUAAAAAAAAACCCAAAUUAUUUUGAAAUUAUUUCUUAUAAGCAAAAUUAGUUGUACAGCAUAUAAUAGAAUUGGUUAACAAUUUGAAGUAGGUCAAAAUCUCAAAAUUAAUUAUUUAUUCAUGAUGUGUUUGCUGUGCUGAUUAAAAGCAUUCUAAGCAUUGUGUACCUCUACGUAUGAUGUGGAUGCACAUUUUAUCAAAGGAAUUCUGCAUUUAUUGAUACUAGUCCAAUGAUACUAACAUUUUGGUGUUUCCCUGUCAAAAUGGCCAGUUUAAUAAAAUGCAAUUAUAAUACAUGUAACACAAAUUUAUCUCAGUUGUUUGAAGAUCAUGAAGCAAUGUUAUGUAAAUGUUAUUUUUGUUUAUAUGUUAUUUUGUUACACAUUUGUCAAAGCAGAAAUCCUUUCAUUUGAUUAUUGUCUUUCUGUAGGAAUUUUAUAAUUUGUCUGUUGUAGUGUUAUAUUUUAUUGCAAAUAGAAAAUUAUUGAAAAAAAUAUUAAUAACAAAUUAUGCUAUAAGUUUCAGACUUACCUCUAGUGGAAAGUAAAAUGAGUUUAAAGAAAAUGAUUUUGUAUUUGGUCUUAAAUAUUAGGUCUUAUUACAAGUAUAGGUUCUAUAUUUAGUAUGUAUUUUUGUUAAUCAGGUUUGCUUAUACCCAAAAUGGUUAAAUGCCAGAAAUAGAAAGAAAAAGGUAUGACGAAAUUUAAUUAUUUGCUGUGAUUUUUUUUUUCUUCAAACAAGGAAAAUUGUGUGAAAAAUUGAACAAUUGUACAUCAUAAAUAACUAGUCAUUUUAUAGUUCCUUCAUCUGGAAAUCCUGAAAUUCACUUUAUAAAACAAUCUGUUUCCAUGACUUUAAAUUCACUUGAAAUUUAUAUUUGCAUUUGAUCCAAUUUAAAACUUUUGAAAAAUUUGAAUAAGUGGAUUUAAUGAAUUAUACAUGGGAGAAAAAAAAAAUAAAAAAAAAUCCACAAAUUUUUUUACCUUUCUAAAUAGAAUUUCUUACAAACAUUAAUUAUUUUGUUAGUCGACAGAUUCACAGAUCUAAGAUAGUACUGCAUUUUUAGUGUCGAAACAAGAUAUUGCUCAAGGUUAAAGUAUGUGUAUUUUUGUGAUGUAAGUUGUAAUUACUCAGUUUUAUUUCAUAUUGGAUAUAUUUUUUGCUAUAUUUUGUUCAUUUUUUCUGUAUAAGUAUAAGCUGUGGUACAGCAUUUUAUUCUGAGACUAAUUAACUUUUAUAAAGUCAAACUGAUAUUGUUUAAUUGAAAUGAAUGCAUAAUAAAACAAUGCCAUUUUGGGUUCUAAGUAAAUUAGUUCAUUCUAUGCAGUUUUUAUAUGACAUUAUUUUCUCUACAAAAUAGAGAUUAUCUUCAAAAUUAGAAAAAAUAUUAUGAUUGAAUGUAUCAACAGAUGUUUAAAGUUUUUGAUAAAUUAAAAGAACUUGCUUUUUUAACGUCUAUAUUUAUUCUCCUUAAAUGAUUUUGUAGAGAACUGUGAUGUUACAUUUUAUAUUUUACAACACUACAUUUUUUAUUUAAACACUAAAAUAUGAAUAAAAGUUUUUCAUGUAUAAUAGUCAAAAGAUUAUUAUAUUAAAAAUAUACACUAUUUAAAUUACCCAACUUGAUGAAAAGUUAUUUUUAAGGAAAAUUUUACCUUUUAAUAAAUCAUCUGAGGAAAAAUAAUGUUAUAAAGUUAUUAAGUGGGUAAAAAGGAAAAAAGUCACAAGAUUAAUUUGUUUAUCAGUACAAUAUAAUGAAAUUGAAUUAUUCGAAACAGUUACUACCGAGAGAAAAACAAUUCUAGCAAAUCAAAGUUGUUUUCUUUGUAUCAAAAAGGUUCUGAAGUUUUUCUGUACCAUUUUCAUAACAGUUCAACUGUUAAAAUAUUUCAGUAUUUUGAGAAAUAUUAAGCAUUAUAUGUUAAGCAUAUUAAUCUUUUGACUGGAUUCCUUGUAAUAUAAAUGUUCACACAUACAAUGCAGAAGUUCUGCAAGAUGUAUUUAUAUUGAAAAUAUGUUUAAAAUCGUUUAUAUUGAUAGAUCACAAAGAUCUGUGCAAUAUUGUUACUGUAAAAGAAGAUAAAAAAAAAAAUAAAAACAAUAAAAUGAAAUAAAAAUGAAAACAAG